Labrus bergylta (ballan wrasse) is the source of this 933-nucleotide messenger RNA. NCBI's taxonomy places the organism in Eukaryota, Metazoa, Chordata, Actinopteri, Labriformes, Labridae. The record is from RefSeq and is a predicted model, not a curated record.
UAUGAACCCCAAAAAGGGCAUAAUAUGGACUCUUUAAUUUGAUUUUGUGCAUUUAUUAAUUUAUCAUUUUUAUUUCCUUCAGUCACGCUCUGGAGUCGUACACCGCCCUGCCUUACAACCAGAGGAGCCCCUGCCCCCCCAACCCCAUCAACCGCCCCGCCUACCAAGGCAGCAACCCCAUCAGCGACGUCUGGUCCCGCCACGCCCUUAAUGUCCUCGCCAAGUACAUGAAACGAGCGGUGCGGGACCCUGAGGACCUGGAGGCCCGGUCCAGCAUGCACCUGGCCAGUGUGUUUGCUGGGAUUGGUUUUGGAAACGCUGGAGUUCAUCUGUGUCACGGGAUGUCUAUCCGAUCGCUGGCAACGUGAAGACUCACUCAGCGAAGGGUUACAGCGUGGAGCACGCCCUGGUGCCUCAUGGUCUCUCAGUCGUCCUCACGUCUCCGGCCGUCUUUCAACUUCACAGCUCCAAUGUGUCCAGAGCGCCACCUGGAGGCUGCAGAGAUCCUUGGUGCAGACAUCAGUCAGGUGAAGCGGGAGGAUGCAGGUCCUGUUCUUGCAGACACGCUGCGUCAGUUACUGUACGACCUGAAGGUGGAGGACGGACUCGCUGCUGUGGGCUAUAGUAAAGACGACAUCCCGGAUCUGGUGAAAGGAACCAUCCCUCAGGAGCGAGUGACCAAACUGUCCCCCAGAGAACACACCGAGGAGGACCUGAGCCUCCUGUUUGAAGCCUCUAUGAAGCUAUACUGACCACACAGACACACACAUACACACACACACACACACACACACACACACACACUGUGUCUUUAAACUGAUCUCCUGUCUGCUUUGUGUUGAGCUGCAGUUCCUCUAACAGCCACUAGAUGGUACUGUUUCUCCUCUGACACUCACCUCUACCUCAUUUUAUAUAAACAAUGUUUCAAUCAAA